UUGUGGUUCCCAUUUAUGUAGGAAACUUUUUCUGUGAAUUUUAUUUGAUUCAUAUCAAUAUUGGAAUGAUAAUGUAUUGGCAUAUAUACAUUAAAAAAUGUAGAAAUUACCAUCCAGCCUUAACUGUAGUAACUGCAGCGUGUUUUCAGUUUUAUCUGAAGCCAGGCUGGGUUUGUUUAUAAGAGUCUGUGCGGGCGUAGCUGAACAAGGACUAAAAAAAAACUCCUCUCAUGUAUUAUUGACUUAAACAGGAGAACGAGAGAACGAGAGAGAGAGAGAGAGAGAGAGAGAGAGAGAGAGAGGGGGGAAAAAGAGAGAGCUUCGGUGAAUGGAGGCAGAGUCUUCUGUACUCUCCCGUCUACUCCUGAACAGCUGCUGCGGGAAAAAGAGAACAAGAAAGAGAGAGAGCGACAGAAAAAGAGAGAGAGAAGGAAAGAGAGAGGGAGCGAAAGCCUGAAGCAGAGGAGGCUAAAGCCAGACAGAAUGCAGGAACGGACAGGGUUGUGAAAGGAGAGAAGAGGAAAAGAAGGGGAGGAAACUCGAGCGCUCCAGCCUGAGCACUGAGUCAUAAAUAGAGAGAGUACUACAGAGAGAGAGAGAGAGAGAGAGAGAGAGAGAGAGAGAGAGAGAGAGAGAAAGAGAGAAGAGGAAAAAGAAAGGAGGGGGUGAGCUUUAACUCUAACUGUGUGGCUAACUGCAGGAGAGAGAGAGAGAGAGAGAGAGAGAGAGAGAUAGAGAGCAAAAGAGAGAUAGAGAAAGAGAAAAAAAGAGAGAGAGAAGGACAGAGCAAAAAGAGAGAAAGAGAAAAAGAGAGAGGGGAGGGCAACAUACUCUCAUAACUCUUAAAAUUGUGGCAUACUGCAGGUCAGUUGUCACGCCAGGAAAAACAGAAAGAGAGAAAGAGAGAGAGAGAGAGCAAAAGAGAGAGAGAGAGAGAGAGAGAGAGAAAGAGAGAGAGACAGAGACAGAGAGGUGUAACACAUUAAGGUGUUAAGGUGCUGUUGGACGUUUAUCAAGUCCAGCACCACACCCCUCUACCCCCCUACCCUAUCCCACCUCCUCCCCUCACCUUUCACCUUUCCCUCGUUCCUCCACCGCUCCUCUCUCUCUCUCUCUCUCUUUUUUUCUCGGCCGGCUCACUCCUCUCUCUCGCUCUCGGGGCCCGAUGCCGACCGGCCCCCACGGAAACGUCUUCCCGACCCUGGUGGUCCUGGGGCACGUAGUGACUCUGAUAGCGGUGUGGAGGUGGAGGCAGAGGAGGAGGAGGCACGAUGAAGAUGAACGGGACCGAGUCCAGAAAAAGACCUUCACAAAAUGGGUGAACAAGCAUCUAAUAAAGCACUGGAGAGCUGAGGCUCAGAGGCACAUCACAGAUUUAUACGAGGACCUGCGGGAUGGACACAACCUCAUCUCUCUGCUGGAGGUUCUCUCUGGAGAGACACUGCCGAGGGAGCGGGACGUGGUCAGGAACUCGCGGUUGCCCAGAGAGAAAGGUCGCAUGCGCUUCCACAAACUACAGAAUGUGCAGAUCGCCCUGGAUUUCCUCAAACAUAGACAGGUCAAACUGGUCAACAUCAGAAACGAUGACAUUGCAGAUGGAAACCCCAAGCUGACCCUUGGGCUGAUAUGGACCAUCAUCCUUCACUUCCAGAUCUCAGACAUCCAGGUGAACGGUCAGUCAGAUGACAUGACAGCCAAGGAGAAGCUUCUUCUGUGGGCACAGCGCAUGGUGGAGGGCUACCAAGGCCUUCGCUGUGAUAACUUCACCACCAGCUGGAGGGAUGGCAAACUCUUCAAUGGCAUCAUCCAUAAACACAGGCCUCAUCUGAUAGAUAUGAGUAAAGUUUACAGACAGACCAACCUGGAGAAUCUGGAGCAGGCCUUCUGCGUGGCGGAGCGGGACCUGGGCGUCACCCGUCUGCUGGAUCCAGAAGAUGUUGAUGUUCCUCACCCUGAUGAGAAGUCUAUCAUUACAUACGUCUCCUCCCUGUAUGACGUCAUGCCCAGAGUUCCUGAUGUUCAGGGCGGUGUUCAGGCCAAUGAGCUGGAGCUGCGCUGGCAGGAGUAUUAUGAGUUGGUCACUAUGCUGCUGCAGUGGAUCAGACACCACGUCAUCGUGUUUGAGGAGAAGAAGUUCCCCACCAGCUAUGAGGAGAUAGAGGUCCUCUGGCGACAGUUUUUAAAAUUUAAGGAGACAGAGCUGCCAGCAAAGGAGGCGGAUAAAAAUCGCUCCAAACACAUUUAUAAAGCUUUCGAGGGGGCAGUACAGGCUGGUCAGAUUAAAGUGCCCCCCGGUUAUCACCCGCUCGAUGUGGAGAAGGAGUGGGGGCGUCUACACGUGGCCAUACUGGAGCGAGAGCGGCUGCUCAGGACAGAGUUCGAACGGUUGGAGAGGCUGCAGAGGAUCGUCAGUAAGGUUCAGAUGGAGUCAGGUGUGUGUGAGGAGCAGCUUAACCAGGUGGAGUCGCUGCUGCAGACGGACGUGCGGGCGCUGGGAUCAGGGAAGCCGGUUCAGCACGCAGCGGAGAUCGAGGCGGAUCUGGACAAGGCCGAGAACAUGAUCCGCUUCCUGUUUAAUGAUGUGCAGCAGCUGAAGGAUGGGCGCCACCUGCAGGCAGAACAGAUGUACAGGAGGGUGUACCGUCUGCACGAGCGUCUGGUGAACCUGCGCAGUGAGUAUAACCUCCGGCUGAAGUCCGGAGUCACCAUCACCCAGGUCCCGGUGACCCAGAUCUCCAUGAGUCAGACCCUGCAGCAGUCCCCGCAGCGCGUCCGCCCCGAGCUGGACGAGGUCACGCUCAGAUACAUCCAGGACCUCCUGGGCUGGGUGGACGAGAACCAGCGGCGCAUCGACGGAGCGACCUGGGGCUCGGACCUGCCCUCCGUCGAGUCCCAGCUGGGGAGCCACCGCGGCCUUCACCAGUCCAUCGAGGACUUCAGAUCCAAAAUCGACCGCGCCCGAGCAGACGAGAAUCAGUUAACGCCCGUCAGUAAAGGAGCGUACAGAGAGUACCUGGGGAAGCUGGACCUGCAGUACGGAAAACUGCUGAACUCCUCAAAAGCUCGGCUGCGAUAUCUCACCCAGCUGCAUGCGUUCGUCGUCGCCGCUACUAAAGAGCUGAUGUGGCUGAAUGAGAAGGAGGAGGAGGAGGUGAACUACGACUGGAGCGACCGAAACACCAACAUGACGGCUAAGAAGGAUAAUUACUCAGGUUUGAUGCGAGAACUGGAACAGCGGGAGAAGAAAAUGAACAGUGUUCAGGCCACCGGAGACAAACUGCUGAAGGAAGGACAUCCAGCCAAGAGCACUGUGGAGGCGUUCAUGGCGGCUCUGCAGACUCAGUGGAGCUGGAUCCUGCAGCUCUGCUGCUGCAUCGAGACCCAUCUGAAGGAGAACACCGCCUACUUCCAGUUCUUCUCAGAUGUGAAAGAGGCAGAGGAGAGGAUGAGGAAGAUGCAGGAAUCCAUGAAGAAGAAGUACGUGUGUGAUCGCUCCAUCACUGUCACUCGUCUGGAAGACCUUCUGCAGGAUGCUGUGGAUGAGAAAGAGCAGCUCACUGAGUUUAAGACUCACCUGGACGGCCUGAACAGAAGAGCAAAGACCAUCAUCCAGCUGAAGCCGAGAAACCCAGCCACGCCCGUCAAAGGCAAACUACCUGUUCAGGCUGUGUGUGACUUCAAACAGAUGGAGAUAACAGUGCACAGGGGAGAUGAGUGUGCGUUACUGAAUAACUCCCAGCCCUUUAAAUGGAAAGUGAGGAGCACCAGUGGGAGUGAAGCCACAGUUCCCUCUAUCUGCUUCAUCGUACCACCAACCAACAAAGAGGCUGUGGAGAGCACGUCCGGUUUGGACUCCAGUCUGCAGAAGUUGAUGAUUCUCUGGCAGAAGCUGCACGUGGACAUGAAGAGUCUGCUGUCCUGGCAGUAUCUGAUGAGAGACAUCCAGUUCAUCAACUCCUGGAACUUCUUCAUGUUUAAGAGUCUGAAGGUGGAGGAGUACCGUCUGGCUCUGAAGAACCUGGAGCAGCACUAUCAGGUGUUCAUGAGGGACAGUCAGGACUCGGAUCUGUUCGGAGCGGACGACCGCAUGCAGGUGGAGAACGCCUACAGUAAAUCCACCCAGCACUACGAUAACCUGCUGCGCUCGGUGGAGCAAGAACCUCAGAUCAUCAGCUCCACACACAGUGAUGCCGGAGAGCAGGGUGAGUCUGAGUGUAAGACCUACAUCACUCAGAUUAAGAACCUGAGGCUGAAGCUGGAGAGCUGCGAGUCCCACAUGAUCGGUCGCCUCCGGCAGGCGGUGGAUAAGGAGCCGCUGAAAUCCUGCACCCAGAGAACCACCGAGCAGAAGAAGAUGCAGAUUGAGCUGGACGGGAUUAAGAAGGAUCUGGAUUCGGUGGUGAAGCAGAGUGAAGCAGCUCUGGUCUCUUCUCAGCAGUGCAGCUCUGCUCCGGCUCUGAGGGCUGAACUCGACAUCACCCUCAGGAAGAUGGAGCACGUUUACAGCCUGUCCUCCGUCUACCUCGACAAGUUAAAGACGAUAGACUUGGUAAUACGCAGAACACAAGGAGCUGAAGACGUCCUCAGAAAGUAUGAAAACCAGCUGCGUGACGUCCAGAAGAUUCCUGCAGACGAGAAGGAGGUGGAGGCCAGCCUCGCACAGCUGAAGAAACUGCGCUCUGAAGCUGAGGGUGAGCAGCCGACGUUCGAUCGUCUGGAGGCGGAGCUUCAGGACGCCGUGUCGGUGAACGAGCGGAUGUCCCGCGUGCACAGUGAGCGUGACAGUGAGCUGGAUCACUAUCAGCAGCUGGUGGGGGGUCUGAGGGAGCGCUGGCAGGCCGUGUUGGUUCAAAUGGACCUGCGGAGGCGGGAGCUGGAGCUGCUGGGUCGGCAGAUGCAGGCGUACAGGCAGAGCUAUGAUUGGCUGAUCCGCUGGACUGCAGACGCCAAACAGAGACAGGAGAAGAUCCAGACCGUGCCGAUCAGAGACACCAAGACCCUUAAAGAACAGCUGACCCAGGAGAAGAAACUCCUGGAAGAGAUUGAGAAGAACAAAGACAAAGUGGACGAAUGUCAGAAGUUUGCUAAAGCGUAUAUCGAUGCAGUAAAGGAUUAUGAGCUUCAGCUGGUCACAUAUAAAGCCUUAGUGGAGCCCAUUGCUUCACCUCUAAAGAAAACCAAAAUGGAGUCUGCAUCAGACAACAUCAUUCAGGAGUACGUCACUCUCAGAACUCGCUACAGCGAGCUGAUGACUCUCACCACCCAGUAUAUUAAAUUCAUACUGGAUACCCAGCGCCGCCUAGAGGACGAGGAGAAAGCAACGGAAAAGCUUAAGGAAGAAGAGAGGAGAAAGAUGGCGGAGAUGCAGGCCGAGUUAGAAAAGCAAAGGCAGCUAGCAGAAUCUCACGCCAAGGCCAUCGCCAAAGCAGAGCAAGAGGCUGAGGAGCUGAAGCUGAAGAUGAAAGAGGAGGUCAGCAAAAGACAAGUGGUUGCUGUCGAUGCAGAAAAACAGAAGCACAACAUUCAGCAGGAGCUUCACGAACUCAAGAACCUCUCAGAGCAGGAGAUUAAGUCCAAAAGCCAGCAGGUAGAAGAGGCCCUGCAAUACCGCACCAAGAUCGAAGAGGAGAUCCACAUAAUCCGACUCCAGCUGGAGACGACGGUAAAGCAGAAGAUUAUGGCUGAAGGUGAACUCAAGCAGCUCAGAGAUAAAGCAGCGGAAGCUGAAAAACUAAGAAAGGCUGCCCAGGAAGAAGCAGAGAAACUUAGGAAGCAAGUGAACGAAGAGACCCAGAAAAAACGCAAAGCAGAGGAAGAGCUUAAACUGAAAUCUGAGGCAGAGAAAGAGGCAGCAAAGCAAAAGCAAAAGGCACUCGAGGAUCUGAAGACAUUCAAGGCUCAAGCGGAGGAAGCUGAGAGGAGGAUGAAGCAGGCUGAGCUGGAAAAGGAGAGGCAGAUCAAGGUUGCAGAGGAGGUGGCACAGAAGAGCGUUGCCACAGAACUUCAGAGUAAGUGUCUGUCGUUUGACGAAAAAGCGACAAAGCUUGAAGAGUCUCUGAAACAAGAGCAAGGGACUGUUAUUCAGCUUCAAGAGGAGGCAGACCGACUCAAAAGGCAACAGGCUGAAGCAGAUAAGGCAAGAGAAGCAGCUGAGAAAGAGCUGGAGGUAUGGAGACAGAAAGCGAACGAGGCUCUUCGUUUGAGGCUCCAGGCAGAGGAGGAAGCCCACAAGAAGAGUGCAGCUCAAGAAGAAGCAGAGAAGCAGAAGGAAGAAGCGAAACGUGAGGCUAAAAAGAGGGCGAAAGCAGAGGAGGUUGCUCUGAAACAGAAGGAAACUGCAGAGAAGGAGCUCGAAAAGCAAAGGAAGGAUGCUGAAGAAACCGCUCAACAGAAACUUGUAGCAGAACAGGAGCUGAUCCGUUUGCGACUAGACUUCGAUCACGCCGAGCAACAGAGAACGCUGCUCGACAGUGAACUCCAGCGCCUCAAGAAUGAAGUGAACACAGCCGUGAAACAGAAAGAGCAACUAGAGGAGGAGCUUUCUAAAGUAAGGAAGGAGAUGGAGGUCCUCAUGCAACUGAAAUCUGAUGCUGAGAAAGAGUCCAUGUCAAGCACAGAAAAAAGCAAGCGCUUCCUCGAAUCCGAGGCAGCCAAGAUGAGGGAACUUGCCGAGGAGGCGGCAAAACUUCGGGCAGUCGCUGAAGAAGCGAAGAAGCAGAGAAAGGUUGCAGAGGAUGAAGCAGCUCACCAGAGAGCUGAAGCUGAGAGGAUCCUCAAAGAGAAGCUCGCUGCCAUCAACGAAGCGACUCGUUUGAAAACCGAGGCUGAGAUCGCUCUGAAAGAGAAGGAAGCUGAGAAUGAGCGUCUCAGGAGGAAGGCUGAGGAUGAAGCCUAUCAAAGGCAGGUUCUUGAGGACCAAGCAACUCAGCAUAAGCAAGAUAUCGAGGAAAAGAUCGGCCAGUUGAAGAAGUCCUCUGAUGCAGAGUUGAAGAGGCAGAAAACAAUCAUUGAAGAAACACUGAGGCAGAAGAAGGUGGUUGAAGAGGAGAUUCACAUCCUGAAAAUCAACUUCCAAACCGCCUCAACAGGAAAACAGGAGCUUGACCUUGAGCUGAACAAGCUAAAGAGCCUCGCCGAUGAUGCUCAGAAGAGCAAAGCGCAAGCAGAAAAGGAGGCAGAGAAGUUCAGAAAACUGGCUCUAGAGGAAGAGAAAAAGAGAAAAGAAGCAGAAGAGAAGGUAAAACGGAUUGCAGCCGCAGAAGAAGAAGCGGCGAGACAGUGCAAAGCUGCUCAACAAGAAGCUGAGCGCCUUAAAAAGAAAGCAGAGGAGGCUAAACAGCAAAAGGUCAAUGCUGACAAAGAAGCUGAGAAACAGAUCAUUAUAGCACAGGAAGCUGCCCAAAAGUGUACGGCCGCUGAGCAGAAAGCCCAGGAUGUCCUCGGUAAACAAAAAGAGGACAGUCUGGCUCAAACGAAGCUGAAAGAGGAGUAUGAGAAGGCAAAGAAAUUGGCAGAAGAGGCAGAAAAAGCCAAAGAAAAGGCUGAAAAAGAGGCGGCUCUGCUUCGGCAAAAAGCAGAAGAGGCCGAGCGUCAAAAGCAAGCCGCUGAAGCUGAAGCCGCUAAACAGUCCAAGGCACAGGAGGAUGCUGAGAAACUUAGGAAAGAAGCUGAAACAGAAGCUGCCAAACGUGCCAAAGCAGAAGCAGCAGCACUAAAACAGAAGAAGCAGGCUGAUGCAGAGAUGGCCAAGCAUAAGGAGCUUGCUGAGACCACCUUGAAGCAGAAGUCUACGGUUGAGCAAGAGUUAGCGAAGGUUAAGCUUCAGCUUGAGGAGACAGACAAACAGAAAUCUGUGUUGGACGAGGAACUGAAACGACUGAAGGAUGAGGUCGGCGAUGCUGUCAAGCAGAAAGCUCAGGUGGAAGGUGAGCUCUCUAAAGUGAAGAGCCAGAUGGAGGAGCUAAUCAAAUUAAAGGUCAAAAUUGAGGAGGAAAACAAGCGACUUAUGAAGAAAGAUAAGGAUAACACAAAGAAAUUGCUUGAGGAAGAGGCUGAGAAUAUGAAGAAACUAGCUGAGGAUGCAGCUCGGCUUAGUGCUGACGCUCAAGAAGCUGCAAGACUGAGGCAGGUCGCAGAGUCCGAUCUCGCCCAACAAAGGGAGCUGGCUGAAAAGAUGCUUAAGGAGAAGAUGUUAGCCAUUCAGGAAGCAACCAAACUAAAAGCUGAAGCUGAAUUGCUCCAAAAGCAGAAAGACCAGGCUCAAGAAGAGGCUCAAAAACUGCUAGAGGCCAAAAAGGAGAUGCAGCAGCGUUUAGAGAAAGAGACAGAGGGCUUCCAGAAGUCUUUAGAAGCAGAACGUAAAAGGCAGGAGGAAGUUACUGCUGAAGCCGAGAAGCUAAGGACCAGGGUGACCCAGCUAAGCGAUGCACAAUCGAAAGCAGAGAAAGAAGCUAAACAAUUCAAGGAACAAGCUGAAGAAAUCAGAGCACGUUUGAGUGAAACUGAGCAGCAAACCUCUGAAAAAUUCACAGCUGUGAAGAAACUGGAAGCAGAGAGGCAGCAGAGCAGUAAAGAAGCAGAAGAUCUGCGCAAAGCAAUUGCUGAACUUGAAAAGGAAAAGGAGAAACUGAAAAAGGAGUCAGUGGAUUUGCAGAAUAAAGCAAAAGAGAUGGCCAGUGCCCAACAGGAGCAGAUUCUUAAAGAAACAACAGUGCUUCAGAAGACAUUCUUUACAGAGAAAGAAACCCUGCUGAAAAAGGAAAAGGCAAUUGAGGAUGAGAAGAAGAAGUUGGAGAAACAAUUCGAGGAUGAGGUGAAGAAAGCCAAAGCUCUUAAAGACGAACAGGAGAAACAGAAGAAGCAGAUGGAGGAAGAGAAAAAGAAGCUUCAGGCCAUCCUGGAUGCUGCAGUCAAAAAGCAGAAGGAUGCCGAGGAGGAGAUGCUCGCCAAGCAAAAAGAGAUGGCGGAGCUAGAAAAGAAAAGACAAGAGCAAGAAAAGCUCAUGGGUGAGGAAAACAAGAAAUUACGAGAAAAGCUUCAACAGCUCCAAACAACUCCAAAACCUGCCACUUGCCAAACAAAGGAAAUCGAAAUACAAACCGACAAAGUUCCUGAAGAUGAUUUGGUUACAGCAACAGUGCAGGAAACAACUAAGAAAGUUUUCAAUGGCUCCACAGAGGUCGAUGGCGUAAAGACAAAUGGAGAAUCACCACUUUCGUUUGACGGAAUCCGAGAGAAGGUCCCUGCCAGCAGGCUGAACGAAAUCGGUGUGCUGAAUAAAAAGGAAUUUGACAAACUUAAAAAAGGCAAGACAACAGUGCAAGAGCUCAGCAAAUUGGACAAAGUCAAGAUGUGUCUGAAAGGUGGUGACUGCAUUGCUGGGGUAAUAGUUGAACCCAACCAAAAAAUGAGCAUCUAUCAGGCUUUGAAGGAAAAGAAAAUUUCACCUAGUACAGCUACGAUGCUCCUAGAAGCUCAAGCAGCAUCUGGAUACAUGAUUGAUCCCGUCAGGAACCGAAGACUCUCUGUGAGUGAGGCUGUGAAGGAAUCCAUUGUUGGGCCUGAACUUCACACAUCGUUGCUCUCUGCUGAAAGGGCUGCAACUGGUUUCAAAGAUCCUUUCACCGGACAGCAGAUCUCACUGUUUGAAGCAAUGAAAAAGGGUCUGAUUUCAGAAGACCAAGCAGCUAAACUUCUCGAUGUUCAGAUUGCAACUGGCGGCAUAAUUGAUCCAGUAAACAGUCACCGUGUUCCCGUCCAAGCAGCUUGUAAACAAGGUCUGCUGGAUGAGGACCUUAAUAAAGUCUUGUCCAAUCCUCCAGAUGAUAAGAAACCAUUCAGUGAUCCCAGCACACAAGAAAACCUCACUUAUGCUCAACUACUCAGCAGAUGCCAAGCGGAUCCUGAGACAGGUCUUCCACUUCUACCUGUUACAGAGGCAGCAUCGGCCGUGGAAAAGACUUACACAGAUGAGGAAACUAAGGAUGCACUCAGUAAAACAAACAUUUUAGUGCCAUUUGGAAGAUUCAAAGGCAAGACAGUGACCAUUUGGGAAGUGAUCAAUUCUGAAUACUUCACUGAAGACCAAAGGAGAGAUCUCAUUCGGCAGUAUAAGUCGGGCAAAAUUACAGUUGAGAAAAUCAUAAGGAUUGUGAUAACUGUUGCUGAGGAUAAAGAGAAGAACAAAGAACCUUCGUUUGAUGGUUUAAGGUCACCUGUUCUUGCAUCUGAGCUCCUGGAUUCUAAGAUCAUUAACAAGAAUUUAUUCAAUGAGUUGCAUAAUGGAAAGACAUCUGUUAAAGAAGUGUCUGAGAUGGAGCCUGUCAAGAAAGCUUUAAAGGGAACAAACAGUAUUGCUGGAGUGUUCGUUGAGUCAACUAAAGAGAAACUUCCAGUGUACGAAGCCAUGAAGAAGAACAUGCUAGGAGCAGAGGCUGCACUGCACCUCCUAGAAGCCCAAGCCGGAACUGGCUUCAUAAUCGAUCCAGUGAAAAACCAAAAGCUCACUGUUGACGAUGCUGUUAAAUCUGGGAUCGUUGGUCCAGAGCUGCAUGAGAAAUUGCUGUCUGCUGAAAGAGCAGUAUGUGGAUACAAGGAUCCAUACACUGGGAAAACUGCAUCCCUGUUUGAGGCGAUGGAGAAGGGCCUCAUUAACAGCGAUCAGGGUAUCCGACUACUUGAGGCCCAGCUUGCGACGGGAGGAAUCAUCGACCCGGUGAAAAGUUAUCGACUUCCUCAGGAUGUUGCUUACAGACGUGGCUUUUUCAGUGAGGAAAUGAACAAGAGCUUAAGCAGUCCGUCUGAAUCUAAUAAAGGUUUCUUCGAGCCCAACUCCAAGGAGAAUGUUCCCUAUGCACAGCUUCUGAAAAAAUGCAUCACCGAUAAAGAAACAGGCCUCCCACUUCUGCCACUCUCAGAUAAAGCUAUCAAAUCCACUGAAUCAGAUGUGCUCCUGGACGUUCAAACCAAAGAAGCAUUAAACAAGGCAACAAUGGAGUUGCACAGUGGACCCUUCAAAGGAAGAAAGGUCACGAUCUGGGAGAUAAUCAACUCUGAAUACGUAACAGAAGAACAAAGAAUUGAAAUACUGCGACAGUACAGAUCAGGAAAAGUCACAAUUGAAAAGAUCAUUACGAUUGUGAUAUCCAUGGUUGAAGAAAAGGAGAUGAAAAAGCAGGAAGAUAACUUUAAUGGUUUUAGAGGACCUGUUACUGCGACCUCCUUGUUCGAAUCCAAAAUCAUUGACAAGGCAAUGUAUGAUCAGCUCCAACAAGGGAAAAAGAAGCCGAAAGACAUUGGUGAAAUUGAAUCGGUUAAGAAGUACUUGAGAGGAUCAGAAAGCAUUGCUGGAGUGUUGGAUGAAAAGUCUAAAGAGAAGUUCAGCAUCUAUCAGGCAAUCAAACAGAAAUUGCUGACACUAAACACAGGCCUUUCCCUGCUGGAAGCCCAAGCAGCAACUGGGUUUAUGGUGGAUCCAGUCAGGAAUCAGCGAUUUACAGUAGAUGAUGCUGUGAAAGCUGGCCUAGUUGGACCUGAACUUCAUGAAAAACUUCUGUCUGCAGAGAAGGCUGUAACUGGUUACAAAGAUCCAUACACUGGUAACAACAUUUCACUGUUCCAAGCAAUGCAAAAAGAGCUUGUUCUUAGGGAACAUGCUGUCCCUCUUCUGGAAGCCCAAGAGGCCACUGGUGGGAUAAUUGAUCCAGUGAAUAGCCAUCGUAUCCCUACUGAGAUCGCCAUACAGCGAGGAUACCUAAACAAGCAGUUGUCCAAGGCUUUCAGUGAUCUUUCAGAUGAUGUCAAAGGCUUCAAUGACCCAAACAAAGACGAGAGCGUCACCUACAAACAGCUGAUCGAUCAAUGCAAGAAAGACCCAGAAUCUGGUAUUUUGCUCCUACCACUUUCUAAAGCUGAAGUUGCAAAAGAAGUUGAGAAGUCUUACACUUAUUCUGAAGAGCAAGCACAGACAGACUUGGCUAGCACACAAAUAGACCUACCUCACAAAGACUUUGCAGGAAAGCAGAUGAGUUUAUGGGAAGUCUUGUCCUCAGAUAUGCUUCCACAAGAAGAUAGAAGAAGGCUUAUCGAACAGUACCGGUCAGGAAAACUCACUAGGGAAAGAAUGAUCAUCAUCAUCAUCGAAAUCCUUGAGCAUAGAGAAAUCAUUAAAACCGAGCAGAGUAUGCUAUGUGACGUAAUCAGACGCAGAGUUACAAUUGAAGAGCUGUACAGUUCACGAAUAAUAGACCUUGAAACGUACAAUCUUCUUAAACAAGGCAAGAAAACCAUUCGUGAGGUCAUGGAGAUGACAACUGUCAAGCAGUACCUCUUCGGCACAGGCAGCGUCGCUGGAGUGCUCUCGGACGACUUCGCCAAAGUUAGCAUUUACAACGCCAUGAAAAGAGGCAUUAUCAAGCCAGAUGUUGCUAUCGACUUGCUGGAGGCACAAGCAGCAACAGGAUUUAUCGUUGAUCCUGUGAAACAUGAAUUGCUGACAGUUGACGAGGCUGUCCGUAAAGGUCUAGUUGGCCCAGAACUUCAUGACAAGCUCUUGUCUGCGGAGAGGGCAGUCACAGGGUAUAAAGAUCCAUAUAGUGGUAAAGUCAUUUCCCUGUACCAAGCCAUGAAGAAGGAUCUGAUUCCUGAAGACUAUGCAUUAAAACUCCUCGAGGCUCAGCUUGCAACUGGAGGCGUAAUGGAUCCUGAGUACAAUUUCCACCUCCCAUCUGAUGUCGCAAUGCAACGUGGCUACAUCAACAAAGAAACAGCUGAGAGACUAACAGAUCCCAGUGGAGACGUCAAAGAUUUUACUGAUCCGACCGCAGAUGAAAAGCUGUCUUAUUCCCAACUCCUUAAGCGAUGCAAAGUUGACAAAGAAAGUGGCCUGCAUUUGCUGUCCCUCGCAGACAAGCAACUGACAAUAAAGGGUCUCAGAAAGCAAAUUACGAUAGAGGAACUCCUGCGCUCGCAGAUUAUUGAUCAGAAGACUUACACAGAGAUCCUGGAAGGUAUUAUCUCAAUAGAAGACAUCCGCAAAGAUCUGAAGAAAUAUCUUGAAGGAACAAGCUGCAUUGCAGGGGUGUACGUUGAGGCUUCCAAAGACCGCCUGUCGAUUUACCAAGCCAUGAAGAAGAACAUGAUCCGACCAGGAACUGCUUUUGAGCUGCUGGAAGCGCAAGCAGCCACGGGAUAUGUCAUUGAUCCUAUUAAAAACCUGAAAUUGACUGUCAAUGAAGCUGUAAAAAUGGCGGUUGUUGGACCAGAGUUUAAAGACAAGCUUCUCUCUGCUGAACGAGCUGUGACUGGAUACAAAGAUCCUUACUCUGGGAAGAUCAUUUCCCUGUUCCAGGCCAUGAAGAAGGGUCUGAUCCUGAAAGACCACGGUAUUCGUCUUCUGGAGGCUCAGAUUGCCACAGGCGGAAUCAUUGAUCCUGAGGAGAGUCAUCGCCUUCCGGUAGAAAUGGCGUACAAGCGUGGCCUCUUUGAUGAGGAGAUGAAUAGUAUUCUCACUGAUCCCUCUGAUGACACUAAAGGGUUCUUUGAUCCGAACACUGAGGAGAAUCUGACUUACCUUCAGUUGAUGGAGCGAUGCAUGACUGAUCCCGAAACAGGACUUGCUCUAUUACUGAUGAAAGAGAAGAAGCGCGAGCGAAAGACAUCGUCCAAGUCAUCGGUACGCAAGCGCAGAGUCGUGAUUGUAGACCCAGAAACUGGGAAAGAGAUGUCUGUUUAUGAGGCAUACCGCAAAGGGCUCAUUGAUCAUCAGACGUAUAUGGAGCUUGCAGAGCAAGAAUGCGAAUGGGAAGAAAUUACCAUCUCAUCAUCCGAUGGCGUCGUCAAGUCCAUGAUCAUCGACAGAAGGUCUGGACGCCAGUACGACAUUGACGAUGCCAUUACUAAGGGUCUCAUUGACCAGUCUGCUUUAGAUCAGUACCGUGCAGGAACCCUGUCCAUUACAGAGUUUGCGGACAUGCUGUCUGGCAACAUGAGCGGCUUCCGAUCACGUUCGUCAUCCGUUGGCUCUUCCUCUUCCUUUUCCAUGAGCCCAGCUCCAUCCAUUAGAACCCCAGCAACCACCUGGAAUGACCCAACUGAGGAAACUGGACCAGUGGCUGGAAUCCUUGAUACAGAUACUCUAGAGAAGGUGUCGGUCACGGAAGCCAUGCAUCGGAAUCUGGUGGAUAACAUCACUGGCCAAAGGCUUCUCGAAGCACAAGCAUGCACCGGAGGCAUCAUUGACCCAAAUACUGGAGAAAAGUUCACCGUUGCCGAUGCUAUGAACAAAGGACUUGUGGACAAGAUCAUGGUCGAUCGCAUCAACCUAGCACAGAAAGCCUUCCAGGGAUUUGAAGAUCCAAGAACCAAAACCAAGAUGUCCGCCGCUCAAGCCUUAAAGAAGGGUUGGCUGUACUAUGAGGCUGGCCAGCGCUUUCUCGAAGUCCAGUAUUUGACAGGUGGCUUAAUCGAACCUGAGGUUGCUGGCAGAGUGCCGCUGGAUGACGCCGUAAAGAAAGGCACCCUUGAUGCUCGCACGGCGCAGAAACUGCGAGAUGUUAGCGGAUACUCAAAAUAUCUCACGUGCCCGAAAACAAAGCUGAAGAUAUCUUAUAAAGACGCCAUGGAGAGAAGCAUGAUCGAGGAAGGCUCUGGCUUGCGUCUGCUGGAAGCGUCCUCCCAGUCCAGCAAAGGCCUUUACAGCCCGUACAGCAUCAGUGGCUCUGGAUCCACCUCAGGUUCCAGGUCUGGCUCCAGAACCGGUUCUCGAUCUGGCUCAAGGCGAGGAAGCUUUGAUGCUACAGGCUCUGGGUUUUCCACGACUUUCUCCUCAACUUCUUACGGAUCUCCGAGCUACGGACGGCGAUACGGAACAGGGGAGCAGAGUGAUCUGAACGUGGAUCAACUAAGAAACCUUCUAACAGCUUUAACACUAAGCAGAAACUGUUCUUCUGAAGAAAAAGUCUCGCUUUCUCAACAACCACAGUGCUCUUUAGUUGCUUAAUAAUAAUAAUUUGAUUUGAACAAAAAACAUACAAAAAUAUAAGAGACAUCUGCUCUGCAUUUGGUUGCUAUAAGGCUUUAUGGCUUAAUGGAAAAUAUCGCAAAGUUCUGCUGAUUUUAUUUCGAAUGUAUUUGUUUUUUAUUUAUAAAUGAUAUCUCAUAUAAGUACAUAGCUAUAAAAAAUACAAUAUAAUUUACUUCACACAAGAUCAUCAACAAAAAAUAUACAUACUUUUUUGUUAUUACAAUAUAUAUUUUUUUGCUAUUACCUGCUAAUACUGCAUACUGUUAUCAGUAUUAUAAACUGCUUCUAUUAUUAAUUUUGUAUUAAUGUAUUAUUCCUUUAUUAUGCCUUAACUCCACUUCAUGUGGUAUACUAUAAAACAUUUUAUUCAGUUUAUUGUCUUUAUUUGAAUGCUACAAAGGAAAGUAAAGAAAAAAAGGAGUAUAAGUAUAAGUAAAAGUAAGAAUUUAUUGUGGUAUUCUAAUUUCCGUUUGUGUACAUAUCUCUUAUUUGGAAAUAUAUGAUAUAUAUAGAUGAUUGAUGAGAAAAAGAAGGGCUGGUAACCAUCUGCAGAGCAGAUCGAGAAAUCUAUAUACAAUUAAAGCAAAAUGAGCACACGAAGAAACAACAGCGCUACAGAAACCCACCUAUGGCAGCACUGCCAUUUUGCAUAUUUUUGCCUAUAAAUACAUUUUUUUCAUUUUUUAAAAUGAAACAAUAAUGCCCCGCCUUUCAAGAGGAAUAUAUUGGAUAUAUUGAUCACUCACCAAUCAUCCCAGAAAACCCACAAUGGACAAAUAUAUACAAAUAUACAUAUAUGAAACUCCAGAAGAUGGCACUAGAGUACCUUCAAAAGACAAAAGACACCCACGCUCCCCCACCCUGAGGCUCUUCAUAUAUCUAUAUAUGUCUUCUUCUGUUCCUGUCUCCUGACUCGUCUCCCAAAGUCUCUCAGAGUGAACAACAGUUCAGCCUCAGCCUCAACAGAUAUCUGCAAUCAAUAUAUAUUACGUUUUACGUCCAUGUGUUCCACUGCCCGCCGGAGGAGAUCCCGUACAACAGAUCGCUCCAAUCAAAAAGAACCACAGAUCAGCUGUUUGAUUGACCAACAUACAUGUUCUGCUACCUUCAUUUGAUAUUACUGCAUUUUUUCUUUUUUUUUUUUGCAUUUGCAUUGUUGAUUCUUCAUAUUAUUUACGUAUUGUUUAUAUUAUGUUGAAUAUUUUUUUUAAGUCAGUUAAGAAAAGGAAACGGCCAUAGAUACAAAAUUGAGCUCUUCUGGAUUUUUUGCGAGCUGCUCUUUGGAUUUAACAAUUUAUUAAUUUUGUUCAGUGUUUUGCGUUGUAUUUCUGGAUAGCUCUUUAUUUCUUUAUCGUGUUUUAAUAUUUUCACUGGAAAAUGAAAAAUGGAAAAUGAGCGAGGUGCUAGUGAAAGUAAACACGUCCAAGAUUGUAUAUUGUACAUUAAAAAUCUGCUGCAUUUCUGAAUUAAUAAAAAAAGGCUAUUCUCUAUAAACUCUCAGCGUCCUAAUCGAAAUACAUAAAUGGCACAAAUAUACAAGAAGAUACAUAGAUUAAAACUUCUUGAGGAGAUCAUGCAAAAAUGACCAUGUUUUCAUUGCCAUGCAUUUCAUAGCCAGCGUAUCUUCGAGACUUUUGAUAACCUUUUAUUUUAGAUAAUUUUGUCCACUUAUUGUUAUAUUUGUCCCAGUUUUUCCAUUACAAACGCUGUUAUCUUUUAUUUUCUUUUAUGUUCUAUUUUAAUACUUGAUUGCCGUACUGUAAAGUCAGACUGCAUGUCAGUAUCAACUGUAUUUUCCUACAUUAAUGUUGUUUUUGCUUUGCAUGUUUUUGCUAACAUGGUUAAAGGGAUGCAGUGUGAACAGCUGCAUUCAACAAUUCAGUUUAUUUUGAGGCAGAUUAAGAAUAUAUGUAUUUGAACCAAGAUUGCCUUGUUGUUUUGGAUAAUGAGGCCUGGUGAAGAGGACUGUAUUUAUAGGAUGGGAGUGUAUUCUAUUGUAAAUAAAAUAUGAUAAAAUCAAAUAUCAAAA
Molecule: messenger RNA, 17051 nt
Organism: Astyanax mexicanus (Mexican tetra)
Lineage: Eukaryota; Metazoa; Chordata; Actinopteri; Characiformes; Acestrorhamphidae
Gene: pleca
Product: plectin a
Exons: 36
Coding region: 1166-14998 (4610 amino acids)
Biological process (GO): hemidesmosome assembly; wound healing; intermediate filament cytoskeleton organization
Cellular component (GO): intermediate filament; hemidesmosome; focal adhesion
Molecular function (GO): cadherin binding; structural constituent of cytoskeleton; ankyrin binding
Source: RefSeq, a predicted model, not a curated record